AUGAAAAUAUCCUUCCCAUCUUUGGGCCACUUCCGUUUCCCAAUAAAAACCAAAUUACCACCUGGAAAUGUAAAUGCCAGAGUAAUAAGGGAUAAUUUUAAAAGACAACAAGUUGCAGAAAGUGAAAUCACUACUAGAGCUCUGAAAUUUAUAGCAAGAAAUACUACUCUACCAGCACGUGCAAGACUCCAGGCCCAAUUACAAUUGAGUAAGAUGCCAAACUAUACAAGAAUGACUCAAAUCCGAAAUAGAUGUGUAGACACUGGCCAUUCGAGAUCUAUUAUAACUGCAUUCAGAUUAUGUAGAACACAGUUCAGAAAACAGGCCCUUGAAGGUGAUUUGCCAGGGGUUAAAAAAGGUGUGUGGUAA
Messenger RNA from Henningerozyma blattae CBS 6284, 369 nucleotides. RefSeq names its product mitochondrial 37S ribosomal uS14m domain-containing protein (gene MRP2). Gene Ontology annotation, cellular component: mitochondrial small ribosomal subunit; ribosome. The record is from RefSeq and is a predicted model, not a curated record. Gene Ontology annotation, molecular function: structural constituent of ribosome. NCBI's taxonomy places the organism in Eukaryota, Fungi, Ascomycota, Saccharomycetes, Saccharomycetales, Saccharomycetaceae. Bases 1 to 369 code for a protein of 122 amino acids. The transcript has a single exon. Gene Ontology annotation, biological process: translation.